Molecule: messenger RNA, 1436 nt
Organism: Eucalyptus grandis
Lineage: Eukaryota; Viridiplantae; Streptophyta; Magnoliopsida; Myrtales; Myrtaceae
Product: protein trichome birefringence-like 39
Cellular component (GO): Golgi apparatus
Molecular function (GO): O-acetyltransferase activity
Source: RefSeq, a predicted model, not a curated record
GGGGUUUUUUCAAAACCCCAAGAUGGCUUUCCUGUCCAGAGCCAUCUUCCUCUGUUUUUUCCUAUAUCAUACUAAAGCAGAAAGUUUCCCCAGUCUCUCUGACCAGAGUCUCAUCACCACCAACUUCAGUGCAAGAAAAUUACUUGCUGGACGCUGCAAUUUCUUCCAUGGAAAAUGGGUAUAUGAUGCUUCAUACCCUCUCUAUGACUCCUCGAGCUGUCCCUUCAUAGAUCCACAAUUCAACUGCAUCAAGUACGGGAGGCGUGAUAGGCAGUAUCUCAAGUACAGAUGGCAGCCCUUCUCUUGUAACUUGCCAAGGUUCAGCGCGUGGAAUUUCUUGAACAAAUGGAGGGGGAAGAAGAUAAUGUUCGUGGGCGACUCGCUGAGCUUGAACAUUUGGCAGUCUCUGUCUUGUAUGAUCCAUGCCCAAAUGCCCAAUGCCAGGACCGUACUCUUCAAGAGGGAAGGCCUCGCUUCGCUCACAUUUGUGGACUACGAUGUGAAAAUAAUGCUGUACCGGACGCAGUACCUGGUAGAUGUGGUGCGAGAGCCGGCGGGACUGGUGCUGAAGCUCGACUCGAUCAGGGGCGGCAAUGCGUGGCGAGGCAUGGACGUGCUGGUCUUUAACUCCUGGCACUGGUGGACCCACACCGGGAGAACUCAGCCGUGGGAUUAUAUGCAAGAAGGCAACAAGCUGUAUAAGGACAUGAACCGACUGGUGGCCUAUUAUAAAGGAAUGACCACGUGGGCUCGAUGGGUGAACCGUAAUGUCGAUCCUUCAAGAACCAAGGUCUUCUUCCAAGGAAUUUCCCCAACCCACUAUGAAGGGAAGGACUGGAAUGCACCGUCACAAUCUUGCUCCGGCCAGACACAGCCAUACUUUGGCUACAGGUACCCCGGCGGGCUUCCAUUGUCUUGGGCCGUUGUGAACAAAGUCCUAAGCAGGGUCAAGAAGCCCGUCUAUCUGCUCGACAUCACAACCCUCUCAGAGUACCGGAAGGAUGGGCACCCGACGUAUUACAGUGGCGACCACGGCGGCAUCAUGGAUUGCAGCCACUGGUCUCCCGGGUUGCCUGACACAUGGAACGAGCUCCUGUAUGCAGCUCUGUUCAGCUGAAGCUCCAAUAUCGCGUGCAAGGAAACUGUUAGUAAUUUAUUCUCACUGAAAUUCUUAGUUUGAAACUCAUUGUUUCAAGGUCUAGGGCAUUCUCUUUAGUCUUUACAUGAUUGAUGAAAUUGUAAGUGCAACAAUAAAAGGGUUCUGACAUCACGUAUUUAUCUGUAUUGGUUCGGGGGGGCUGAAGAUUGCCCCAAGAUGCAAAAAGAAUGCGCCCUUGAAUUGAGAAACUUACAAUGUUACAUUGUACUUCACAAAAUUCCAUGCGUCUGUAAGUGAAAAUUCUGAAGAAAGCCAACCUUUUCUGAUAUGUUUUUUU